Grammomys surdaster is the source of this 1477-nucleotide messenger RNA. RefSeq names its product tripartite motif family like 2 (gene Triml2). Bases 33 to 1343 code for a protein of 436 amino acids. NCBI's taxonomy places the organism in Eukaryota, Metazoa, Chordata, Mammalia, Rodentia, Muridae. The record is from RefSeq and is a predicted model, not a curated record. The transcript has 7 exons. Gene Ontology annotation, molecular function: protein binding.
UUCACAUCAGAAACAAGCAGUCUGGUCUUCAUAUGGUGGCACUGACCAGAAUGUCCCAAGUACCCAAGCCCCAGAUACCGUACAGAAUCACAGAGGAGUCAUACUGUGAGACACUUCCUGAACCAUUGCAACUCUUCAGUGACAAUGACCAAAUCAUAGUUUGCAGCAAAGGUUUCCAGUCUCCAGAGCACAAGCAGCAUGCAGCAUAUGAUAUCCAAGAAGCUGCUGAGUACUACAGGAAGUUAUUCCAGGAAACCCUGGUUACACUGAGAAAAAAGCUUGAAGCAGCUAAGAGCUUACUGGCCGAAGAGCGAGAGAGAAUGGUGACGAUUCAGGAAGAAGAACAGAGGUUUAAAGAGAUGAUUGAGGCCGAGUAUAAGAUGCGAUUCCAGUUACUGACUGAAGAGAAAGAAGAAGAGUAUUCGAGACUGCCAGCCUACAAAGUUGACCUGAACUUCAAUGGACCUAAUCAGGACCACCUGAUGAAGUGUGGUACUGAGCUCAUGCAGAAGUCCCAAGAAAUGCUACAGAGACUUAGCCGCCUGGGGAGAGAGAACAUGGGCAAACUGAAGGCGAGUGAAGUCCGGCUUUGCGAGCACCUCUGCAGCCUCCAGAGGAUCAUCAAAGACCUGGAGAGGAAUAGUGCAGAAUCUGCCAUUGUACUGCUCCAGAAUGCAAAGUGCUAUUUAAAAAGGAGUGAGUCUAUACUGCUUCAAAGCCUGGAGCCAGCUCAGAUAACAGACCUGAGUUCAUGCCAGAUAAUCGGAACAAGCAGUGUUCUACUGAGGCUCCAAAGACAUAUCACUUUGGACCCAGACACAGCUCACCCCUCCCUAGUCUUAUCUGAAGACCUGGGAAGUGUGGGAUUCGGAGAGACACCAAGAACUGGGCCUGCCACUCGAAGGAGAUUUGACUUCAGCGCUUCUGUGUUGGCUGCAGAGAGCUUCAAGUCAGGGAGGCAUUAUUGGGAGGUGGCUGUGGGGCAAGCCGCCCAGUGGCAGGUGGGCAUAUGUGACUGUACAGAGAAAAAGGACAGCAUUCCUGGGGCUUCAGGAGAUAAAGUCUUGCUCAUGGGAUCCAUGAUGGGGAGUGAUUGUACCCUCUGGGUCUUUCCUCCUUUAAGAAAGAUCUGCCUGAGAAAGCAAAUGUACAAAGUUGGAAUCUUCCUCGACUGUGACUGUGGGCAAGUAUCAUUCUACAAUGUGACAGAGCAGUCCCUCAUUUACAGUUUCUCUGACCUUACCUUCCGAGGAGCGGUUAAACCAAUAUUUUCUCUUUGUAUUCCAAAUGGAGACAUGAGUUCAGACUCUCUCACUGUCUGUCUCCCUCAGACUCAUCCCUGAAAUGCUGCCGAUAGCUCUUCAUCUUCCUGUGUGUGGAACCCAAGAUAGAAAGAGAUCAUAAAAUAAGAUCCAGAGUUUGUGAAGACCACUUAUGAAAUUAAUCCAAUAUGAUUCAAUAAAGUCACUAGACUUAA